GUUUAUCUAAACAUUCCACUAGAUUUAAUUUAUAUACAAAACCUAUACUGAAUUUACGCUUUUAAGGUAUCGUUAUUUACCUUUAAUCAUAAAUAGACUGUAAAUACUAAUAAUAUAUUUUCGUUAUUUCUAAUUUGGUUGAAAUGACGAAUAAAUUAUCAUCGUAUUAUAUAAAUUGUCGCUCGUCAAACCUUAAGCCAUUGUUCAUUUUACAAUCAUACGUGCAAGUAAAGUACCUUUAAAAUUCAAAAUGGCCGACGAAAAAAAAUUUGAGCAACUGAAUUUGGAUGAAGAAAUCCUAGCCCCCUACAACCACCUCAUUCAAAUACGAGGAAAGCAGCUUCGAGAACAAUUAGUGAGAUCCUUCAACUUUUGGCUCAAGGUCCCUGAUAUUCAACUUAAAAAUGCGAUCGAUACCAUGACAAUGCUGCACAAUGCCAGCUUACUGUUUGAUGAUGUCCAAGAUAAUUCUCUAACCAGACGAGGACUACCUUCAGCUCAUUGUGUAUACGGCGUUGCUUUAGCUCUAAACGCAAGCGCUCAAAUAACGAUGAAGACUGUUCUUAAAGCGUCGGAACUAGUACCAAGCAGAGAAGGAGCCGAAAUAAUGGCAAAGCAGUUUAUAGAUGCCCUUACCGGCCAGGGCUAUGAGAUCUACUGGCGUGACAAUUGCGUCUGUCCUGAUGAGAAGACAUAUCUUAAGAUGCUUACUCUAAAAACUGGUACUAUGCUUUUACUUGGAGUGAAAUUGAUCCAGCUGUUCAGUGAAAAUAAAACAAAGUACGACGAUUUUGUUAUGAAACUUGGUCUUUAUCUCCAACUAAGGGAUGACUAUUGCAAUAUGGGACAUGAGAAGGAUUUAGAAGAAAUGCCAGGAGAGGAAGACGUCAAUGCUGACAAAGAUGGGUAUAUCCUAGAAGAUAUAACAGAGGGCAAGUUUACCUUGCCUGCGAUAUAUGCCAUGAAGACUCCAGAAGGACCGCAAGUGUUAAGCAUAAUGCGUCAGCGCACCAGAGAUCUGGAACUGAAGAAGUAUUGUUUGUCUCUACUGGAGAAGUCUGGAGGUAUGCAGUAUACAAGGGAUCUUUUAAUGAAGAUGGACAAGGAAGUUCGAGCUGAGCUUGCAACAUUAGGCGGUAAUCCUGUUUUGGAAAAGGUAUUGGAUGGUUUGAUGGGUUGGAAGAGUGAAAAAUGAUUCCUACGUACGUAUAUAAAAAUAAAAAAAAUUUGGAAAUGUUAAAUAUCCUGUAUUGAUUUCGUUGUGUUGUUUAAAUAACAUGAAUAAAUCAUCAUUCUGAAA
Danaus plexippus (monarch butterfly) is the source of this 1300-nucleotide messenger RNA. Its product is annotated as terpene synthase-like. The coding region runs from base 251 to 1195 and encodes 314 amino acids. The record is from RefSeq and is a predicted model, not a curated record. Gene Ontology annotation, biological process: isoprenoid biosynthetic process. Gene Ontology annotation, molecular function: prenyltransferase activity. Lineage: Eukaryota; Metazoa; Arthropoda; Insecta; Lepidoptera; Nymphalidae. The transcript has 9 exons.